CAGCCAUACAGCAAGACAAUGUUUUUAGUGUUUUCUUUUUCUUGUUUAACAUAGAGUAAGUUUGAUUUUGUGUUUUUAUUUUUUAAUUCCAACCCACACGAGAAAUCAAAAGGGUGAAACUCCCUUGACUCUCUAGAUGAAACCUGGUACUGAUGCAGGUUAGAGCUAAGAUCGCCAAAAGAAUUUCUGCCAAGAUCUUUCCUCAUCCUGACAGCUGUACUGACUGCCAGCCAGCAGGAUAAAAUCCAAACUGUUGGUGGAUCCGAACAAGAGAUGGAGACAGCCCACCCCCCUCGGGCAUGCAGUUCAUCUGAAGCAUCUGGGAAAUCCUGCUGGAGUUUAGAUGCCAGAGUGAUGAUAAUUCUGGUGGUUGUAGCUGGAGCUGUCAUCGUGGUACUUCUGUACAGACUCCUACAAACACGUCACAGGCUAAGAAUGGCGAGUGCAAGACAUGCUCUGGAGUAUUACAGCUUCUACCACACAGCCACCUACACAUUCAAACAUCCAUCAUCUUAUGAGAAGCUGCAAAAUGGAAGCGUUCCACGCACCGUUGCACCUGUCCAAACUGUUGCCCUAGCAACACCUGUAGUCACUGCCCCACUGCCACCCCUUCCAGUACCCCUGUCAGCCUCAAUGCCACUCCCCCCUGCACCUGUUCAUCCCUCAGUACCUUCGCUCCACAUGACACCUCCUGUCCUGACUCCUCCUCUGCCCGUGGUCCACACCGCCGCACCUAGCCCGCACCUGUCAUGGGGGGCCUGCUCGGACGUCGAUGUUUACUCUUGUAUUGGAGCUUACCGGCCCUCCAGGCUCUCGAGCUUGUCUAGCAAUUCAAAGGUCAUCCUUUUCGAACAUUCAUCUCUCUGAACUGUUUCAUUUAUCAUGAUUGUCCUUCUUCCUAUUCUCCAAAUUUGCAGUUGAUGUCAUAAUUACAUUAUAAUAUUACAUUACAUUUUACAUUUAAUAAUAUUACUGCCUCUAAAUUUUAAUGUACUGUUUUCCUAUUCUUUUGUUUUACUUUUUCUUUUCCUUUCACCAAAACUACAGGAUUCUGACUGGACAAUCAAAAGUAUAAAAAGCAUAGAAGUGUUGUGCAUUUUUACACAAUAAAAUAGUAAUUGUUCUUUUAUAUCCAAAUAUUAGCCUAAAGUCAUUAGCUGAAAAAAAACAUCAAUCUUAAUAAUACAAAUUGCAUUUAAUAUUUUUUUUUUCGACAAAUUAUGUGCAUAUACAUGGAUCCCUUGUUUUUCCUUGGUUAAUGAGGAGCCUCCCCAUCCCCCGGGAAAAUCGAAAAGUAGAACUAGAGGCAGAGUUUAUUUACAUUUAUUUAUGUAUUGAUUGUUUUGAGAUGUGUUUAAUGUAUUUAUUCAGAUUGAACAUCAUUGGAAAAAUAUACAUACUUUAUAAGACAUAGUUUUCCCUUUUCUCCCGAAAGUAUAAUUUAAAAAAACAAACAAACAAACAAACAAACAAAUACUUGUUUAAUUAAUAUACAUACACAUAUUUUUAAGCACUGAAAAUGUAAUACUUAUGGUACAGUUAAGAUAUAAAUAUUUCAGAAAACAAUGAUUUGUACAUGUAUACAUGCAAAUAUCUCAACAUUUUUAAAUAAGAUACUAUACUGUAUAUGGCGGAAAACACAG
Corythoichthys intestinalis (scribbled pipefish) is the source of this 1643-nucleotide messenger RNA. RefSeq lists its product as uncharacterized. NCBI's taxonomy places the organism in Eukaryota, Metazoa, Chordata, Actinopteri, Syngnathiformes, Syngnathidae. The record is from RefSeq and is a predicted model, not a curated record. The transcript has 3 exons. Bases 274 to 867 code for a protein of 197 amino acids.